ACAGUGUACAGUUUACUAGGUGUAUUAGGUACUAGGUAGUGUAAAAAUCGGCGCAUCUUACAGUGGCGGAGUGGCAGAGUGGCCGAUCAAUCACCUGAUUAUUUGGAUUCGGACGCUAUUCUUAUCAGGGGACCGACCGAUAAUUAGGCCAUAAACGCUUUCUUUUCCUCAGAACAUCCCACAACCCAUUCUUGCUUCCAUCAAACAUCAAACAUCAAAACAUAAAAAAAUCAACCUUACAAAAUAAUCAUCUGCCCAUUACCUACCUAGUAUAUAUCAGCCCUUUUUAAUCGUAGAAUCAUGACCGACGAUAAGUCACAAGACCAGACCUCGGCGCUCGCUUCCGGAGUGGAAACCAAAAAGGAAGACCCCCCAUUGGAUCAAGCUGCCCAAACGGACUCCGGCGACAACAAGACGGAGAAUACCGCCACAUCUGACUCAAACUCCACCUCGCAGUCGAGACCGACCAGACAUUUGCCUACCCAUUAUAAGGGCAUGCCGAAGCAAUGGGAGAAGAAUCAAGUUCCUAAGAAGGAUAAUUCAAGCUUGUAGAAUCUGUCUCUUUGUGCUUGAGAGCAUAAUCUGGAAUUCCAGUGCACCUAACCCAUGAGUUCGUAACCAUGAAUCUGCCCGAGACGAAACAUGAGAGCUUCCAAAGCGGGCUCCGGGAUUUGUAGCCGAUGUCUGUAUUUAGCGAUAUACGGAAUAUGACAGCAAACCGUGUCGAGAAUUUAUAUCGAAAUGUCACGUGUCCUUCAUUCAGUCCUUCCAUCUGUCAGAGUUGUCUCAAUUUGACGCCUUGGUGAACCGGGAUUUCCCUUUCUCCAAUUAAUCCGACAGGUAUCUAAUAUCCAGCUCGUAUCGACAAUGCGAGGCAUACAGUUAGUUGGAGGUCACUUGCGACCCAGCUGAACCAAGUUCGGAAUAGUUUCUGCGUAAUAAAUGCCAUUGCGAUAUUUUACACGAGUCAACGAGCAAUUCGAGACAAAUUCUACAGUGUCCAAAACGAGGUAAAUAAAUUUAGGAUAUCAAACCAUUUAAGUAUCGAAUUAUCUAGCUCC
This is a messenger RNA of Daldinia caldariorum, 1061 nucleotides long. RefSeq lists its product as uncharacterized. The record is from RefSeq and is a predicted model, not a curated record. Bases 301 to 552 code for a protein of 83 amino acids. Lineage: Eukaryota; Fungi; Ascomycota; Sordariomycetes; Xylariales; Hypoxylaceae. The transcript is spliced from 2 exons.